AUGUGUCAAUGUCCCCAGCCUAGAAACCCCAACGCUGGACGAAGAAUCACAGGAAGACGAGGAUCCGGUCUGCAGAGUUCUAGCCCCCAAGGGAACGUGUCCACUUGUCCUGACCCUUCACCGCAGGAAGCUCUCGUUCGCGCCAACCCCCCCAGCUUACAGAUCGACUAUGACAUCUUAUUGUCCCCCACAUAUCAGGUCCCCGUCUUGUACUUCGGCCUCAGGUGGGACAACGGCCCACUCGGACUAGACCAAGUCUACCAGUAUAUCGUGCCGGAACAAUACAGGCAAGAAUUGAAGAGUGUGGGUGUAAUGGGUGGGAUUAGUAUGGGUUACCAUCCUGACUCUGGCGCCCCGGCCUUUUUUAUUCACCCAUGCAACACCGCGGAUGCCAUGGCGAAUAUUGCAGACGCACAGAGCGUCACCCCGGGGUCAUAUCUCCUCAUCUGGCUCGGCCUUGUAGGUCAUUGCGUGAACCUGCACGUCCCACGCGAGCUUUUUGCUUAG
Molecule: messenger RNA, 507 nt
Organism: Penicillium robsamsonii
Lineage: Eukaryota; Fungi; Ascomycota; Eurotiomycetes; Eurotiales; Aspergillaceae
Product: ATG3/ATG10 family protein
Exons: 2
Coding region: 1-507 (168 amino acids)
Biological process (GO): macroautophagy; protein modification by small protein conjugation; protein lipidation
Cellular component (GO): intracellular anatomical structure
Molecular function (GO): Atg12 transferase activity
Source: RefSeq, a predicted model, not a curated record